Austrofundulus limnaeus is the source of this 1713-nucleotide messenger RNA. It is a transcript of the gene lancl1, whose product is annotated as LanC antibiotic synthetase component C-like 1 (bacterial). Lineage: Eukaryota; Metazoa; Chordata; Actinopteri; Cyprinodontiformes; Rivulidae. The coding region runs from base 183 to 1391 and encodes 402 amino acids. Gene Ontology annotation, cellular component: plasma membrane. The record is from RefSeq and is a predicted model, not a curated record. Gene Ontology annotation, biological process: peptide modification; carbohydrate metabolic process. The transcript is spliced from 10 exons.
AUUUCAUUUUAUUUUAAUGAGUUAUGGUGCAAAAAAUACCCUUUCUUGAAUUCAUACAACGUAAUGUGCGCUGCUCGAUGCUAACGGCUAGUUUGUGAGGGCGAAGCUAAGCUAACUAGGAGCUUCGUCAAGCUUGUGUUUGUGGUGGUGCAGCUUUAAAAGAAGAAAAAAAUACUGGGAAGAUGGACACAAGAGCCUUAAGGAACCCGUAUCAUGACUAUGAUGGAACACAGGCAUUGUUUGACGCUCAGGGGAAGAUCAUUCCAGAGUUUGCCCAGAGGCUGAGCAGGAAAAUCAGCGAGCUGUUAGCUGUCAUGGAAAAUGGGUUGAAGUCUGCUGAUCCCAGAGACUGCAGUGCUUACACAGGCUGGACAGGUAUUGCGUUGCUCUACCUGCACCUCCACAGUGUGUUCAAUGAAGACUCGUUCCUUCAGAAAGCRUUUGAGUACGUCAGCCGCAGCCUGAAGUGUUUGACCCGGCGCCAUGACGUCACCUUCCUGUGCGGCGACGCAGGACCGUUUGCUGUUGCUGCUGUGGUCUAUGCUCGCCUGCAGAGAACGCAGGAGGCCGAUGAUUGCAUCAACAGACUGAUGCAGUACCAUCAGGCGGUGGUGAAGGGUUCAGGCGGGCUGCCAGACGAGCUGCUUUAUGGGCGGGUGGGCUACCUGUACUCCCUCAUUUUCAUCAACCAGCAGCUUGGGCAGGACAGGAUCCCACUGCAGUACAUCCAGCAAAUUAGUGAGGCUGUGCUGGCUUCAGGCGAACACUGUAGCAGAAAGUUCCGAGUCCAGAACCAGAGCCCACUGAUGUACGAGUGGUACCAGGAGCAGUACGUUGGCGCAGCUCACGGGUUGUCUGGCAUCUACUAUUUCCUGAUGCAGCCAGGCUUCGUCUCCUCCGAGGAGCACGUGCACAGGCUGGUGAAGCCCAGCGUCGACCACGUCUGCCGCCUCAAGUUCCCCUCGGGGAACUACCCUCCCUGCGUCGGCGACGAUCGAGACCUGCUGGUGCACUGGUGCCACGGCUCCCCCGGGGUGGUCUACAUGCUCCUGCAGGCUUACAAGGUUUUUGGGACCCCUCAGUACCUGGACGAUGCUCUGCAGUGCGGGGAGGUGGUGUGGCGGUGGGGUCUGCUGAAGAAGGGGUACGGGCUGUGCCACGGAGCAGCCGGCAACGCCUACACCUUCCUGGCUCUCUACARGCAAACCAAUGAGCCGAAGCACCUUUACAGAGCAUGCAUGUUUGCAGAUUGGUGCAUGAGCUACGGGAAGCAUGGAUGUCGGACACCAGACACGCCUUUCUCUCUCUUUGAAGGCAUGGCUGGCACCAUCUACUUCCUGGCAGACCUUCUGCAGCCRCUGAGAGCAAAGUUUCCUGCAUUUGAGGUGUAGAGCAUGUCUGCAGGUAGUCCUCCAUCCAUCCACCCACAUCGCAAAAAACUCUAAACAAGACGGCUCUUUGCCUCUGGAUUAAAAUCCCGUCAGGACUUUGACUCCAGAUGCCAUCGAUGACAGCAUUUUUACCUAAUUCCAUCAAAUCUUCUCGCUUUUUACUUCGUUUUUGUGCCGUAUUUAGGGUUAACUUCACAGUCUGAUUACGUAAAAUGUAUUUUUUUGUAUAUUUAUGUCUUUAAAAAAAGUGUCACAGUCAGUCAAACAGAAACUGGUUGCCUGUGUUUUGCAUUGCCUGAGCAAUAAAGAAGUUAAAGUUGUU